Arachis ipaensis is the source of this 1807-nucleotide messenger RNA. The record is from RefSeq and is a predicted model, not a curated record. Lineage: Eukaryota; Viridiplantae; Streptophyta; Magnoliopsida; Fabales; Fabaceae.
AACAGUAUAAAUACUGUAUUUAGAGGGGAUUGUAGAGAGUAGCGUAGCCGUACCGUAGCAACGUUGCUUUCGCUGUACUUCAAAUGGCUGAGAAGCAAUCUCAGAGACAGAAGAAUCACAGAAACACAGAGAAACAAACAAAGAGAGAGAAAAGAAAGAAAGAUAAAAGAAGGGAGAUAGAGAGAGAGAUUGACCGCCAUUGAAGCACCUCUUACAAUAAUCACAUAACAAACUCAACAAAAACUUUUCCAUGAACACAUUCCCCAAUACUCAUUCCCAUUUUUUUCAAUUCCACCAUUUCCUUAACUGAAUGCUUAGCUUCAAAGCCAUCACGCCUCAAAACUCGUCAAAUUAGUCAACUCUGAACGUCCAUUUGACCUAGAAUUCGACGCUUUUUACAGUGUUUUGAUUCGGUUUUCUUAGCUCAAUGGAGCAAGCCACAGGAGUGCUGCGUGGAUCCACUCACGACGACGUCGUAUUAGAGUCAAUUCAAUUCAACGAAGAAAUCCGGGGAAUCAUGGCGCCCGCGCCCGCGCCGGAAAACGCCAGCUCAUUCACCGCGCUGCUCGAGCUACCGCCGACGCAGGCCGUUGAGCUCCUCCAUUCUCCUGAUUGCCCGGCCGCUGCUCGGGAACCGCCGUGCCAUGUUAGCACCAACCAAAAACCCUACCUUCUUUGCUCCUACGGCGGCAAUUUGACCUUCCCUUCCAACGCCGCGCUGAUAGAACGCGCCGCCAAGUUCUCCGUCUUCGCUGGCGAGAACUCGCCGCCGGAGGAUGCGGCGCGCCUGGCUCCAGUAGCUGUAUCCGGCGUGGUGAAGAAUGAGCCGCAGGAAACCGACUCGAACCCCAGCUCCACGCAGGGUUGCGUUUCGGAUCCCGCUGUUGAUACCAAGAAUCAGAAGACCGCGAAGAGGAAGGAGCGAGAGAAGAAGGUUCGAGUUCGUCGAGGUCAAGCCACAGAUAGCCAUAGCUUAGCAGAAAGGGCAAGGAGAGAGAAGAUAAACGCUCGGAUGAAGCUUUUGCAAGAGCUGGUCCCCGGUUGCAACAAGAUAUCAGGAACGGCCUUGGUUCUGGAUGAAAUUAUCAACCACGUGCAAUCUCUACAGCGUCAAGUGGAGUUCUUAUCAAUGAAAUUAGCAGCUGUUAAUCCAAGAAUUGAUUUCAGCCUGGAUAGCUUGCUGGCUACUGAUGGGUCAUCUGUAAUGGACAGCAACUUAACUAGCAUGGCUUCACCUGUUAUGUGGCCAGAAAACCUAGCCAAUGGUAACAGACAGCAUUUUCAACAACAGUGGCAAUUUGAUGCAUUCCACCAACCACUUUGGGGGAGGGAAGAAGCCAACCAUAAUUUCAUGACUCCAGAACACUCACUUCUGAGUUAUGACUCGUCUGCUAAUUCAGCAUCUCUGCAGUCAAAUCAAUUGAAGAUGGAGCUCUGAGAACGUACAGAAGUUGUGGCACCGUUAGCUAUUAUUAGCCUAGUAGUGUAUAUAUCAAAUAUAGGCAGUUAGAAACCAGAAUUUUCGUCUGCCAGAAAGGAAGAAGAAUUGGUGUGCUAUUCCUUAAUAUAAUUUCUAUUACUAUCUAUAUAUUCUAUACUAACUACAGGGGUCAUUCAGUCUAUAUCAAUUGAUUGAUUGAUUCAGAUUGUAAAAUCAUAGAACGGACUAUUAGUAAUUACUGAACUUUAAUAGGAGUGAGUUGCUUUGUUUCAUUUAAUGCUGCUAAGAUGAUUGGCUCUUUGUUAGAAUUUUGUUGAAAAAUCUACUCUAAUUUUUAACUACUUGUGGUGAUUUUUUUUUCUCCAA